Messenger RNA from Daucus carota subsp. sativus, 3076 nucleotides. RefSeq lists its product as uncharacterized. Gene Ontology annotation, molecular function: DNA-binding transcription factor activity, RNA polymerase II-specific; RNA polymerase II cis-regulatory region sequence-specific DNA binding. The coding region runs from base 462 to 2798 and encodes 778 amino acids. The transcript has 5 exons. Gene Ontology annotation, biological process: regulation of transcription by RNA polymerase II. Lineage: Eukaryota; Viridiplantae; Streptophyta; Magnoliopsida; Apiales; Apiaceae. The record is from RefSeq and is a predicted model, not a curated record.
AUGCAUCGGCGAUAAUAAAAAAGAUUAAGAAGAAAAAUGUAGAAACAAGUUGUAAGCUAUAGGUAUAUAUAAUGGGGGGUGGUUUAGACGUCAAAAAGUGGUAGCAGAGCAAUUAUUUCCACUGAGCAAUCAUUGUCCUCUCUCUUCUCCUCCUCCUCCUCCAGCUACCUCUCCUUAGCUUACCUAAGCUCACUUUCAUCUCUCUCAUUCCACAUAAAAUAUAUACUCAUCUCGCCGGAAUAUCCCGUCGGAGAAAUCAUCACCAUGCAAGUCUUCUCCUAGUCAAAACCCAAGGACAGUUAAGGACAUGGAUCCAUCCCCUCUCUUAUCAGUUCUUCCUCUUGAUUCUAUCCACACAGGUGGAUCUCUUGUUUAAUUCAUCUCAUCACUUUACAGAUUCUGUUGUGAAUUGUGAUCUAAGGAUAUAGGCUAGUAUUUUUUGUUUUUUUUUUUUGGUUUCGAUGGAGAUGAAUAAUUUUUCCUUGGGAGAUUCGCAUAUUGCUCAACAAAGCCGGAGGAAUAAGUUAAGGGUUCAGAAUUCGGAGAAUUUAGAAGAACAUUAUGCUAGUAGCUUAGAUCAAUUAUCGGUUCACCCGGAUCUCAUUCGGAAUAUCAAGUAUGGAGCUAUGUCUUAUGACCCGACUUGUAUUAAUUCAUUGGAUAUGGUGAAUUAUGUGUCUAGGAAUGAGUCUCUAGUGUCGGCUGAUAAUGUUGCUGUUGCUAAUUUGUCGCACCCGAUUUCAUCGAACCUCAACCUCUCAGCUGCCAAACAAGGUGACCCACAAAAUUGUAGCAAUUGGAAAAGCCUUGGUUCACAUCAAAGCGGUGAUUGGAAUUUCAAUAAUUAUAACCGUAGCAAUAAUAAUCCAACGAGCAUUAGUGAAAGCAGUUCAAGUCCAUUGUUCACCGGGGAAGGUCGCGGUUCGUUGAAGGUGAACAACAUUUCAUCGCCUUCGUUUUAUUGGAAGCAGCCUAGUAGCUAUGGUUAUAACCAUGAUGUUGUGUUACAGUCAUCGUUAGUAGCUAGUCCGGCUCCGUAUAAUUACCAAAAUACCCUUCAAGAAGUUGUUACUUCUGCUGGUGCUGGACCCCAAGGGCAAGAUAUGGUUCGAUAUGGUGGUAAGGACUCGAAUGAGCUUCUUCUUCUUCCGAGUUAUAAUGAAUAUCAAGUAAAUCAAGGGCGUUCGUGUGAUGGGGAUCUUUGGGUAAAUAGGCCAAUGGAGGUGUUUCGAAAUCAAAAUGGAGAAGAUCUUGCUAAUAAAAGUAUUAGAGCUCUGACAGGUGGUGAAGGUUCUAAUACUCAGGGAUUAUCUCUAUCACUUUCAUCGGUUUCACAGACUAAUAACAGACGUGAAGGUCAGUUUGGGGAGAGAAAUGGAUUAAGUGAUCGCCCCAUUGAUUCAAAACCUUUCAAGUCUGAUUAUAUAUGUUCAAGUUCUAGACCAUCGGUUGGAAAUAAAGUUUUUGGGAUUAAUAGGCAAAACCCUGGAAUUACCGCUAUCCCUCAUCGAGAUGCUGCUGGUCCUCUUGGUCCUUUCACCGGUUACGCGACUAUACUAAAGAAUUCAAGAUAUUUGAACCCAACAUUACAGUUAAUGGAUGAGCUGUGUCGUGUAAGUGGCUCAAAACAAAUUGAGACACAUGAGGUGUACUCCGGUAAGAAUUCUGAUGAAGUUGUGGUUUCUGCUGUUGAUUUUGCCUUUAAUGUUGCUCAUGACAGCAUGGUUGGGUCAAAAGGUGGCAACUCAGGUGCCUCGUCCUCAACGUUCUAUAGUUCAAAUCGAAUCGGUGGGGAAGCUGGAGUCCCAAGUAAUGCUAACGAAAGUUACCAUCCAGAAUAUCAUCAAAAGAAGACGAAGCUAUUGUGCAUGCAGGAGGAGCUUUGCAGAAGGUACAGACAAUAUCAUCAGCAAAUGCAGAUGGUAGUCACGUCUUUUGAAUCCGUGGCAGGUCUUAGUGCUGCUGCACCAUAUAUUUCUGUGGCAUUGAGAACUGUCACAAGGCACUUCCGAUGUCUAAAACAAGUGAUUUCUGAACAGCUCGGGCACAUUGGAAGAACACUGGGAGAGGACUUGUCAUCGCCAACUGGUGGUACAACUAGCAGUACGAAAUGUGAUGUCAGUACCUCAGGAUUAAAACUCAUUGAACAUCAGAAACAGAAAUCUUGUGGGAGCAGUAUGAUUUUCUUUGAACCCCAACAACCUGUUUGGAGGCCCCAAAGAGGCCUACCAGAGCGUGCUGUUGCUGUUCUAAGAGCAUGGCUGUUUGACCAUUUCCUUCACCCGUAUCCAACCGACACUGACAAACAUAUGCUGGCUACUCAAACGGGUUUGACUCGAAACCAGGUCUCAAACUGGUUCAUUAAUGCUCGAGUGCGUGUCUGGAAACCCAUGGUUGAGGAAAUACACGUACUUGAAACCAAAGGCUCCACAGAAUCAAGCUCACAAAUGGGCAAGCCUGAUGGAAAUACAGCAUCAGAAUCUACCAACCGAUAUGAUACCCAAACCAUGAACAAGCUUCAGGGAAUUGAUUCUUCUCGAAGCAGAGAGAUGACCAGUGCAGACGUAUGGAAUCAGGAGAAGAGAUCAAGACAUGAAUGUCAGAUUCCAGCUGGCAUGGAUGCUGGAUCCUUGAUGAGCUUGUUACCAUAUCAACGAAGCGAGCUUGAGAUUGGUAGUGGACUCGGAGCUGUGUCCCUCACAUUGGGUCUCAGACAAAGUGCUGAGAGUGGCCAGCAACAACAAGAUCAGUAUCAGCAGCAUUUUGGAGGACAUAUGAUCCAUGAUUUUGUUGGCUAAGUAUGUCAUUUGUUACUGAACUUAAGGUGGCAAGUGAAACCGGUAAAUAAGCUUUACAUAGCUGAAUCGUAAACACAAAGGCUCUAGCUUACAAUCUAGAAGGCCGUUUGAUAUAGACGAUCAGGUUUCUUGAUAAUGUAGGUUUCGUAUAUCAUAAGAUGGCUAUGUUAGAUUGGUCAUGCCAGAACAAGAAAUUUCGCAACUUGAGAUAUAGUUGAAUGGAGAAACUUUGCUGUUGCUGCUGUAAACUUGUUAUAAUCAAUUUCGGUUCAUGUGUA